Messenger RNA from Amborella trichopoda, 2484 nucleotides. Lineage: Eukaryota; Viridiplantae; Streptophyta; Magnoliopsida; Amborellales; Amborellaceae. The record is from RefSeq and is a predicted model, not a curated record.
AUGACAGGAAAUCAAAUUUCCGGUGAGAUCCCACCUGAAUUCGGCAGAUUGUCAAUGCUUCAAGAUUUCAGCUUAUCUUCCAAUUAUAGGGUAUCUAGACCUCUGGGGAAAUAUAUAGGGUAUCUAGACCUCUGGGGAAAUAAUCUCACAGGGCCUAUACCAAAAGAAAUUGGGAAAUGCACAAAACUAUUGUCACUAAAUUUAAGGGACAAUGAUUUGAAUGGGACCAUACCUUACCAGAUCGGAAGCCUGGUCUCUUUACAAUCUCUUUUGGACCUUAGCCGGAACUCAAUUUGGGGUCCUAUCACAUCAGAUUUCUCAAAGCUAAGCUCACUAGAGAACCUCAACCUCUCUCACAACAAUUUAUCUGGUGAAAUUCCAGCACUUUCUGGCAUGGUCAGCUUAUUGUCAGUCGAUAUAUCACACAACAAUCUCGAAGGACCCUUGCCAGAUAUUCUGGCCUUUCAAAGAGCUCCAGCAACAUCUCUUGCUGGAAUCCCCAGGUUAUGUGGCAAAAUAAAUGGACUGCUCCCAUGUAAUGAAAACCAAAGUCCAGUUUUACAACCAAAAAACAGCAAAAAAAUUGUGAUUGCAAUCGUCGUAUCCAUUGCUGCAGCCCUUGCCCUCCUAGCCCCCAUGGCUGGAAUAUUUGCCCUCUGCCACAAAACCCUACAUACUCCAAAAUCAUCCAAGGAAACAAAUGACGAGAGUGAGCCACUGAUAUGGAGUAGCGAUGGGAAGUUUACAUUUAAUGAUAUUAUUGAGGCAACUGAGAACUUUUGCGUAGGGGAGGGUGGCCAUGGGAGAGUGUAUAAGGUUGUGCUCCAGGAGGACCAAAUAGUUGCUGUGAAAAGGUUGCAAUUGCCUCAGAAUGGCGAGAUGGUUGUCCAGAAAAGCUUUGAAAAUGAAAUUAGGGCACUCACAAAUGUGAGGCACCAGAAUAUCGUCAAGCUUUAUGGAUUUUGUGGAAAGCAAGGAUUCAUGUACUUGGCGUAUGGAUAUAUGGAGGGUGGAAGCGUGGCUAGGGUUCUCCAAGAUGAGAAAGAGGCAAAAGAGCUGCCAUGGAGGAAGAGGCUACAUGUCGUGCGUGGAGUGGCCCGUGCCCUGUCUUACCUACACCAUGAUUGUGUGCCGCCUAUUGUGCACAGGGAUGUCUCAAGUAACAAUGUGCUGUUGGAUUCAGACUAUGAGGCUUGCAUCGCUGACUUUGGUACUGCCAAGUUGCUGAAUCCAGAUUCAUCGAAUUGGACCGCAGCUGCAGGGACAUAUGGCUACAUGGCACCAGAACUCGCAUAUACAAUGAGGGUGACAGAGAAAUGUGAUGUCUAUAGCUUUGGAGUCAUCGCUCUUGAGGUAUUGACAGGAAAGCAUCCAGGAGAGCUGCUCAAUUGCUUAUCAAAUGGGCAAGAAGUAAUUUUAAGCGAUGCAUUGGACCCACGACUCCUCCCCCCAACUGAUCAGCUGGCUGAGGAAGUAGUCUUCACAGUGAUGCUAGCAAUGGCUUGCAUUCGUACCAUUCCGGAGUCUCGCCCUACCAUGAGAUACAUAUCACAAGAGUUAUCAGCUCCUAUACAAGACUUCCAUUCAGAGCACUUGGGCACCAUCAGAAUGAGCAAAUACAUGUAAAUAAUAACUUCUUUUUUAUUGAUGGCAAAUACUUAGUCUUUUCUAUUUCAUAGGAGUUGUUAGAUAUACUUGUUCGAAGGGAAUUUGAGUACUAUUUCUAGAAGGAAAGUGUGAAUUUCUGUCAUUCAACAAUUUGAAAGCAGUUUAUCCUGUUGCAAGCAUUCAUGAUUCCCCUUGUUUCUCACACAAAGGACUUGUUGGAGUUAUAUUAAACGUCCUGUACGGCAAUAUAGAUUUGUUUUAUUUGAAAUGUAACAUAGGGUUUGUUUUUUCAAACAACGUGUUUCUUGGAGGAUCUAAAUUUUCCUUGAGGCACAUGAUUUUGUAAGCCUUCUAUUUAUGGCCAUAAUGUAUUGUAGCCAAGCAGGCUAGCAUAAAUCUGUAAAUGGUUUUUCAAUAAAGUACGUGUAAAUUGUUAUGAGGAGAUUACUUUCUUUUUUUGAGGAAAAAUUUGGGUUUUUUUUUUUUCAUUUUUAACUCCUUCGAUGUAUAGUAAUCUGGAAUUAGAAUGUGGAAUCUAAGGUAUUAAGAAUCAGUACUCUGAGCCACGAUGCUGUUUUGGUGGUUGAGGAAAAUGGGGGCCCAAAGAACCACACCAGAUAACAACUAUGAAUAAAUACUAACCCUACUCACAAAGUGACUUACGAAAAACAUGACCAGAUGUAUUCUAUGAAUAUUAAACCUGCUAACAAAGUGGUAUUCAUCUAUCAUUCAUUAAAACAAACUGAUAUACAUACAAUUGAUCCUUCAAAUUCACAAUCGACAUUCACCACAACAUCUAUAAAACUCAUUGUUAUUAAGUAUGAAACAAAAAGUGAAGAUCUUCUUCGAAUCCUCAUGAAAAGGCAAGCUAAUUCU